Molecule: messenger RNA, 1848 nt
Organism: Malaya genurostris
Lineage: Eukaryota; Metazoa; Arthropoda; Insecta; Diptera; Culicidae
Exons: 5
Coding region: 414-1736 (440 amino acids)
Source: RefSeq, a predicted model, not a curated record
GGUUCCGCGAAAAGCACUGAAUGGCGUUUGAAAAAUUAUUUACUGUUUAGCCGUUGGCUGGAACGGAACGCGUCGCAAAGUGCGGAAAAUCAUCGCAAUCGGAGUUCGUUCGCCCAGACCUCCUAACCGGGAAUUGUGUGACCUGUUCGAGAAUGAAACGGUCCCGACUCUGAUAAGAAACGGUAACCCAAACAAUGAAAGUGAAAUUAUCGGCUCCCCAUGCGGUAGAAUGUGCAGAACGAUGAAAAGUGGCUCCAUUGCAGAACCCUACGAAGAGUUUGGAUGAAAAUUGUGUCAACUGCUUUUGCUGCUCGGAUCGAACGAGUUGUGCGGGCUGAUAAGUGCAAACCUGAAAGAUUUCCAUUUAGAGUAUUAUCGUUUUCGUUGCAAACCAGAGUUCAACCCAUAUAAAUAUGGUCAGUCCAACUGCCAGAAUAGUGAUAAAGUUUGUUGAAUUAUUAGGAUGUGUGGCGUGUGUUAUUGCUAAAAUCAUCACCGAUCACGAAGCGCGCAGAGUUUUUGUGAGGAAUCAGAAAUUAUCUAGAGAAUGGAGUCUGAUACACAACGUCACCUGGAGCACCGGGGGCAACGCAUUUACCAAUAUUGUUUACGGCGGCUACACGAUAGUCAUCGCACUCAUGUUAAUCACAAGGUGUGUGGACGCCAAAUCACGACCGAACCUGUUCGAGAAAAUCGUUCUUUCUUUAGGAACACUAUUGUUCUUCGCUGCCGGUGGCCUGGUUUUCGCUUCGAUAGAUCAAGUACAUCCGGAUCUCCAUGACAACGCAAUCAUUCUUGGUUGUUUAUCGUUUUUGGUAGCGAUUCUGUUUAUAAUCGAUUUGGCAGAUCCGCUAGCCCGAAUGACUGCUCACACUACUCAAACCGACAGCUCCUCACUGGCGGGCGUGUCUCGCGCGUCGGACAUUGAAAAAGAUUCCCUGAAGAAAGACGUCUCCACCGAUACGGAAUCUCCCGUCUAUUUGGUGUCCAAGGACCGGUACGGAGAUAUGAAUGGACCUGAACGAACGCAGUUUUACAACGGAAAUGUUCCGGAUCAUAGGCGCAGUUACAGAGACAGGAUGGAACCCGAAAGACAAAGCUAUCGCGAAAGAACCGAACAACAGCGGCGCCACAGUUACCUGGUCAGAGAUGAGCCGGACCAACGCAGCAUGGAAUCAAUCGUGGAACGAAAGGUGCUUCCCUCUGUUCAGACUCCCGUUUUCGCUCACGUGCGAGCUCCGGAGGAGAGUCGUCGAAUAGCGGGAAAAGAAAUACAAUAUUUACCACGGUACGACUACCGUGAUCGGCGGGAGUACCGCGAUGCCGGACCAUACUCCAGCCGACAGCAUCUUCACCCGCAAUCAUCACCGAAGACAACGUCCUAUCACGAUAAUGAAUCCUUCGAGGAGGAAAUCACCCCCUCGCGGCGCAGCACCUAUGUCCCGGCGGACAAGUUCGACAACGACGUGGUGCAGAUUAGUGCCCGACCGAGACCUCCACCACCGGCAAAACCCGUAACGACACCGGCCCAUGGAUCGGGUGGCUCGGGGUCCAGCUGCAGUGGCUGCCAUUGCUCUCCGAAAAGUUCCCCGCCCAAACGAAAUGGGGUCCAGCUGCCUAAGGACGAACCCGACAUCCCCAUCAAACGCGGCUAUGUGGCGAGUGCUGCGCGGAAGUGGGACGAUCGAUUGCGUAGCAAAAGUCAGCCAAUCAUUGGUCUGAAUACGAUGGUGUAGUUUGUAAUAAUUUUUUAUUGAUUAGUUUGUAGUUUUAUAACGAAAUAAGCGUUUUCUUCGAUACAAUUCUAGGUAGUGUAAACUGGAAAAAAUAAAAGAACGUUUUUUAAUA